Pneumocystis carinii B80 is the source of this 267-nucleotide messenger RNA. RefSeq lists its product as hypothetical. Lineage: Eukaryota; Fungi; Ascomycota; Pneumocystomycetes; Pneumocystales; Pneumocystaceae. The transcript has 7 exons. The coding region runs from base 1 to 267 and encodes 88 amino acids. The record is from RefSeq and is a predicted model, not a curated record.
AUGAGUUCAGACGAUUCUAUUUUAUUAAGAAGGCUGUUUCUUGAUGUUUUAAAAAAGAUAAACAAAAAUAGGGAAUAUUUAGAGAUUAAAAAAAAGGGUUUAAAGCAUAAUCAUGAUUAUACAGGUGGUCAGAAGGAUUUGUGCGAUGUCAUGUGUAGUAACGACGAUCUUUUAAAAGGGAGAUCGACAAAAAACGAAUUAAAAGACCAUAUUUUUAGUUAUGAUAUUGAUAUUGUUUUUUUUUGGAAUUUUUUGGGUAAAAAUUGA